GGUUAUAUCCAGCAGGGCUCUGUCAGCUGCUUGCUGACUGAACAGGGAGGAGGAGCUGUGAAACUUUGCUGCAAGCCGUUCAUUCCUCUGCUGUGUCAAUGUUUUAACAAUCAUUUCGCCCUCGACCUCGCCAAAGUGAUAUAUGUUGUAACGUUAAAGCGGAAGACAACUAAAGCCGUCGCUGUGGUACGUUUGAGGACCGUAAACGCCAGACAAGUUUAAUUUAGUACAAUGGGAAGCUGGAAGAAUCACGUGCGCGCUCGACUGCUACAGAGAGACCAAACUGAGAAACUCCCCUAUGUUGGCGUUUUUACAAGCUUGUCUCUGCUGGAGGAACGUUUUGAAAUUCGCAAACAAAUUUUGGAAGAAGUUCAGUCUAAGAGUUUAGAACGAGGUGGAGUUGAAGUUGGGAAAAACACCAGACUUCUUCAACUCCAACUGAGAGAGAGUGAACACCUAGCAGAAAAGCUGUCUCAGACUGUGUCUGACCUGACCACCGUCCUGUAUCUGAAAGAGGCUGAGCUACAGUACUGGCAGUCACGUGUGUCCCAGUACCGUCAAGAGGCACUCACUCUGGCUAAAGGGAGUAACACCCUGAAGGCGACCCUUUCAGAAUUUGAGUUCAACAUAGAGUGUCAAUCCAAAGAGCUUGGAGCCCUGCGAACAGAGCAGAAAGGACUAAAGGAAGCGUUGGCACAGGCUUGGAGAGAGAAAGAGGAGCUCUUGCAGCGAUGGAUGGAGGAGAAGAGGGAGGAGGCAGACAGGUUGAAUCAGUACAAUGACACACAGGAAAGGUGGCAACGUUUGGCCAAACACCUGAGGAAGAACCUUCAUAGGGAAAUGGAAAAGAGUAUGUUCCCAUAGUGACAGACCCUUGGAGUGCUACGUCUCCAUCAGUCAUUCAGAGGAUCGGUAAUACCACAGAUAUACACCAGCGGCACUCAAAGUCUCAGCGGUAGCAACCGUCUGAUAUUCUGUUGGGAUCCUGGAGAUGACAUUUCCUCAGUGCUUGUAGUUGAAAAACUCAUUUCCCACACAGAAUGUGA
Messenger RNA from Seriola aureovittata, 1046 nucleotides. RefSeq lists its product as uncharacterized. Lineage: Eukaryota; Metazoa; Chordata; Actinopteri; Carangiformes; Carangidae. The transcript has 7 exons. The record is from RefSeq and is a predicted model, not a curated record. The coding region runs from base 232 to 864 and encodes 210 amino acids.